Didymodactylos carnosus is the source of this 1059-nucleotide messenger RNA. The record is from the annotation of a GenBank genome assembly. NCBI's taxonomy places the organism in Eukaryota, Metazoa, Rotifera, Eurotatoria, Philodinida, Philodinidae.
AUGGAACAUCUCUGUCGUUUCCUACGAAUUAAAUUAUUUAGCAGUGAAGAGCAUAAAAUUCCAACAACCAUUCCAAUAAUUGAUGAGAUAUUGACACAUCUGCAAAAGCCCAACGAUAUCAGACUUCCCCACAAUUUAGCUGAUUUUAUAGAUCAGGUAUUUGAAUGGAUUCAAUGGUUUGAUGGUUUCAUCAGUACAUUUCAACCUAUUAUUGCUUGGUUAAAAAUUUAUGAAGUAGUUGAUAUGGAUUUUUUGUUAAUUAGUCUGAAAGAACUCGAAGAAAAUGAUAUGGAAUUGGUGUUUGUGAAAAGUUUGGUUAAAAAUCUUCUAGAUAAACUCAUACCGCUAUCAAGUCAUUUACAACGUUUAUGUCGAUUGCUUAGCUGUCCAACAUCAUUCACAAUAACAAAUCAAGAUGCAAUUAAUUUAAACAGAAAUGCUCAAGAAUUUAUCAGAGAAAUAAAACAAUCAUCAUCAGUCAAUACAUUUGAGGUCGGUCAAAAGUCUAUUGGUGAGAAACUGAUUAAAAUCAGUGGUAGACAAUUAAUACAAUGGUCAUUAGCAUGCAAAAAUUACCCUUGUAUUAUUUCGUGUUUUGAUGAACAUUAUAAUGAGCCACGACAAAUAACAACAAAAGAUGUAGCUAGUCUAUUAAGCAAAGGUGUAUUUAAAUUUAUUGAUAAAUUAUUAAUUGGUGAUGUUAGUUUAACUGAAAUGUUAAAUUCAAAAACAACAUUUUCUAAUGAUAGUAUUGAUAUAAAAGAUGAAGUUACAAAAUUAUAUUUAUCUCAAGGGAGUGAUAGUAAAAAUCUAAAAAGACAAAUCGAAAAAAUAUGUGAAUGGUUACAGAUAUAUCAAUAUUUUAGUUUUAUAUCAACAAUUAUUGACUGUAUUAAAUCUUUUGAAAUUAUUGAUGAUAAUAAUCAAUCAAUAACACAACUAGAAAUUCUUAGUAAUAUCGAAGACAAACAUUUAAAACAUAUUUCAGAAUCAAAUGAAACAUCAAAAAUUAUAUUCAACGGAUUAGAUAACAGACAUUUACAAUUAAAUAAAAAGUAA